AUGGGCCAGGACACUGAAAGUGCACUGCGGGGUAUCCAAAUCUUUCUAGAAGCUCAGAUCAUGCCCGCAGUAUCUGGAUACGGGCUGCGCCAUGCAGCUUAUUGGAUUGCCCUGCGACAAGAAAUCACCACCGCAUUUAGCAAACAACGAACCUUCCGACUCCCUUUGGGACCCUGUGAGCCAUAUCGAUCCUUUGAGCCCGCCGAUGACUACGUCUGGGCGGACAGGCUAGUGAUUCACUGUGCCGAUGUACUCCAGUAUUGUUAUGGGUCCGAGGAAGACCUGCCCAGGGACCGACAUCAGUCGAGCAUGGGAAUUCUGCACCAACCAGGAACCGACAUGCGCCUCGCACGCUACGAGGAGCUCGUCGCUUUUGAAAAUCUCUGGACUGAGCUAGGUCCGCCCAGUUUCAAACCCAUCUAUUCCCGAGAGCCUGAUCGCUCAUGCGGUGAGGUCUUCCCCGAGCUGUGGUACCUGAACAACUGCCAUGUUGCAGGCCUCCAGUUUCUCGAACUUGCACGGAUUUUGCUCACGGUAUACAAUCCCAAGCUGCCCCGUCUCGGUCCCGGUCAGCGCACAGUAAUGCGAUCGGUGGAUCAACAAGUGCGGUCGAUUGUUGUGCGGUUAUGUGGGAUUGCGCUCUCUAAUGAACAUAGUCCUCCUGGUCUGGUGACGGCCUCCGCUGCAAUUGGAAUGUGUGGAGAUCGGUUUACCGAGAAAUUGGAACAGGAGGCUUUGCUUGGUGUUUUGAUUCAGUUGGAGGACAAGCAUGCGUAUCCCACUUCGAGUGCCCAGGAAUCGUUGAAAGUAGCGUGGGGUUGGGAGGGGUACGAUGAGGAGUAA
Messenger RNA from Penicillium longicatenatum, 843 nucleotides. RefSeq lists its product as uncharacterized. NCBI's taxonomy places the organism in Eukaryota, Fungi, Ascomycota, Eurotiomycetes, Eurotiales, Aspergillaceae. The coding region runs from base 1 to 843 and encodes 280 amino acids. The record is from RefSeq and is a predicted model, not a curated record. The transcript has a single exon.